GUGCUCGCUGGUUGAAACACACCAGGGCCAGUCAUUCCCUGCGGCGGAGGCUGAAGGAGUGAUCUGGUCCUGCAGCAGGUGUCAGUGUGGACCGUCCUCUGGGGUUACAGAUCAGUCACCAAAUGGCUCCACCAUCGCACCUCUGAUCGCUCUGAGAAACCUGAGCUGCCUCCAGACUGUUGGACAUAAAUCACCAUCGGCUGCUGCAGCUGGAGGAUUUCUUCUCUCUCCACGUUUCUUCCUGGAGACUGAUUCCAUCAGAACUGGGUCAGACCUCCUGGACUGAGGUGCAGCUUUUGAACCGAUGGCGAUCAACACCGACGUGGAGGACUGGGGCGUCGUUGGCAGCAAUGACUCGGGAGAAAGGGCGUGGCUCCUGCAGAGCCCCAGUGUGGAUUCUGUCAGGCAGCCUGAGGCCGACGGCCCGAGGGCCGGAGGCGUGUCGUCAGUCGGAGCCGUCUUCAUCGUGGUGAACGCCGCACUGGGAGCGGGUCUGCUCAACUUCCCCGCAGCCUUCAACAUGGCGGGAGGCGUCACUGCAGGAGUGCUGCUGCAGAUGUUCAUGCUGAUCUUCAUCAUCAGUGGGCUGGUGAUCCUCGGCUACUGCUGCCUGGUCAGUAACGAAGGCACCUAUCAGGAGGUGGUCCGAGCCACCUGUGGAAGAGUCACUGGAGUCCUGUGUGAAGUCGCCAUCGCCGUCUACACCUUCGGCACUUGCAUUGCUUUCUUCAUCGUGAUUGGAGACCAGCUGGAUCGCUUGAUUGCUGCCAUGACCCAUGAGCCAGCUGCGGCCUACUGGUACACUGACCGCAAAUUCACCAUCGUGGUCACUGCCGUCCUGGUCAUUCUCCCUCUGUCCAUCCCCAAAGAGAUCGGCUUCCAGAAAUAUGCCAGUGCUCUGAGUGUGAUGGGAACCUGGUACGUUACCAUUGUGGUCAUUAUAAAGUACAUCUGGCCGGAUAAAGAGGUGACUCCAGGUUACGUUGCCCCCAGUGCUGCUUCCUGGACUGCCGUUUUCAAUGCCAUGCCCACCAUAUGCUUUGGUUUCCAGUGCCAUGUCAGCUGUGUGCCGGUGUUUAACAGCAUGAGCAGGAAGGAAAUCAAACCUUGGGGCCUUGUCGUGACUCUCAGCAUGAUAAUCUGCCUUUUCGUUUACACGGGAACAGGCGUCUGUGGCUUCCUCACGUUCGGCUCCAACGUCAGUCAGGACGUGCUGAUUUCGUACCCUUCUGACGAUGUGGCCGUGGCCAUCGCCAGAGCUUUCAUCGUCAUCUGUGUUGUUACUUCGUACCCCAUUUUACACUUCUGCGGCAGGGCCGUCAUAGAGGGACUCUGGCUGCGUUUCCAAGGCGAGCAGGUGGAGGUGUGUGUGCGCCGCGAGCGGAGGAGGAGGAUCCUGCAGACGCUGGUGUGGUUUGUCGUCACGCUCGUCCUCGCCCUCUUCAUCCCGGAUAUCGGUCGAGUGAUUUCACUGAUCGGAGGAUUGGCAGCUUGUUUUAUCUUCGUCUUCCCCGGUUUGUGUUUGAUGCAAGCCAAGUUAUCAGAGACUGACAAUCGAUCUGCAAGCUGGCACGGGUUGGUGGUCUUUGGCGUUGUCAUGGUUACGCUGGGAGCCUUCAUCUUCGGUCUCACCACAACAAACUCCAUCUAUCAGGAUGUGGCCAACUGAAAGGAACUUAAUGGGAGGAGCGCAGCUCGUCUUUGACGAAGACGAGGAGGAGGAGGAGGUUCUGACAUGCGCUGCUAUUCUGCUAUUCUAGACUGCUGGAUCAGACCAAGCAUCACGUGACUUAUUUAAACACUCCAGACCACCACAGCUCAUCUGCUUCAUUCAGAGUUAACGCUCCUGAGGGGUUUUUCGUCGGUGGAGAGGCGCCACAGGAAGCCAAGUGACUUCAAAGCACUCAAAUUUGUUUUCUGUGAAGUUUUAAUAGCAUGCAAUAUGUCUGGCGCUGCUCCCGUCUCAGGACUGUGAGAGCAGAACAUCCAGUCCUGUUUACAAGAGUCCAGGGACUUUAUGUAGUAAUGGUCUUACAAUCAAAUUGAUUUUAAUAAGGAAAUUGUACCAAUUUGUGUAUUUUAACUUGCACGGCUACGAAAGUCUUUGUGAUCAUUGAAUAUCAACAUGCUGUGGUUCUCAUGUAUAGAUAUACGCUCUCUAUUCAGGUUCAGACUUUUUAUUACCAGUUCCUCAUCUGUCGACUCAAGAGAUUGGUUGAAAUACCAGAUAACAGAACUUACUGUCUUUCAGCUGAUGCAGUGUAUGUCAGUGAAAACUUCGAAAUCUGUGAAAUGUGAUCAAGCCUUGACCAAAUUAGGGGAUUAGAGAACCGAGGUUUGAAUCUCCGUCACAGCAGGAAGUGAAACAGACAGAUAGUCACGUUCAUGUAGCUGUGAUCCCUGAAGCAAAACACCCCUUGAAACUGCAUGGGCCAGACACACUAACUCAUUACUUUUUUUUUUUUUUUUUUAAUCAAAUUUAUCAGCUAAUCAAAGCCAUAUGGUUUUGGUUUUUAUUGGAUUUUUUCAUAUUUUACUCAAAUAUGGUCAGAUUGAUUUGAUGAAUUUUUACAUUGGGUUUUAUGGUUGAUUAUAUCUGUGGCUAAAAAAUGAUUAAAAAAAAUUAAUUGAAACAUUUAUUUUAGAUCACCCAAACUAAGACAUUCAGCCUUGUGAUGGAAAAUAAAACGACUGUUUCAAAAUCAGACUAUUUCUAAAGAUCAGAUGUUUUCAGCAUUUUUUCAUCCAAAUGCCAUAGUUGUUACCAAUUUAUUGUAAUUGUCUGAAUUUUUGUUUCGACUUUACAAGUGAAGAAAUAACUGACAAAACAUCGAGACUACACACACACACACACAGUUUUCACUCAUAUUCAUAUUGUAGUAAUCUGAGGCACACCUGAACACUCAGAAGAAAAAGCAACAUUGAUUUAAGCCAUAUGUAGAACAUCCAGGUACCUCAAACGAUUCAAAGCACAUGUGUGAGGUAGAAAACCAAACUGCCUUUGUUCUUCAGGCAAAAAAAAAGGAUGAAGGUAUAUUUCACCAAAAUUACUUUGUGUGCAAUUUCAUAGAACAUCAUGUUGAACAACUACCAAAACCAAAUUACAGACAUUUACCUCUAAAGAAAUAGAGACGUAGUAGACGUAAGAUGGGGAAUUACAUAAGUUUGAAUAUAGUAAUCCAAACUAAGCCAAGUGAUUUUCAUCUGUUUUAUGUUUUUUGAGUCUUUUGCCUGGCUAAUCUUCUUUAGGGCGCUAUGCAGUUUAAUUCGAAAUCAGAUCAAAUGAGUUGGUUUUUUUUCUCCAGUUACAUUAAAAAAAGAAGAAUGUUAUUCUAUGAACAUGAAAUGUAUAAGGGAUUGUUUCAGUGUACUACGUUUACUAGUCAAUGUUUGAAUACUGAGACUUGUGCAUCAUAGUUUAUAGGAGCAAAAAAUAUACAAGUGAGAUUUGUCAUCUGUGACGAGUGCGAACUGUUGGGACUGUUCUUAAUUUGAACACAUUGUGCAAGAAUUUUUAUGGUUUGGUGCUUCAAUGUUCAUGUUUUU
Messenger RNA from Salarias fasciatus (jewelled blenny), 3546 nucleotides. It is a transcript of the gene slc38a7, whose product is annotated as solute carrier family 38 member 7. The record is from RefSeq and is a predicted model, not a curated record. Gene Ontology annotation, biological process: amino acid transmembrane transport. Gene Ontology annotation, cellular component: membrane. The transcript has 13 exons. The coding region runs from base 305 to 1669 and encodes 454 amino acids. Lineage: Eukaryota; Metazoa; Chordata; Actinopteri; Blenniiformes; Blenniidae. Gene Ontology annotation, molecular function: L-glutamine transmembrane transporter activity; L-asparagine transmembrane transporter activity.